[Torrubiella] hemipterigena is the source of this 614-nucleotide messenger RNA. The record is from the annotation of a GenBank genome assembly. Lineage: Eukaryota; Fungi; Ascomycota; Sordariomycetes; Hypocreales; Clavicipitaceae.
CCGGCUUUGCGCCUGACAAUUGAGGCGCCACAUUUUUCUGAUUACUUUGCCGAGCUUCCCAAUUGGCCUCAGACUCUGCUCUUCAGCAACGUCGACGAUAUCACCACGGCGAAAUGUCUGCCUUCCGUAACGCCCCGCGCUUCACUGCGCAGAUGCGCGCUGCUGCUCAGCGUCGCUUUGCUAGCACCGGCCAGAACUCCUUUGUCAACGAGCGCCAGCACAUCAAGGAUCACGCCAUUGGUACCACCGCUCUCUGGAAGAAGAUCUCCAUCUACGGCACCAUCCCCUGCCUUCUCCUCGCUUCUGCCAACGCUUACUACCUCUGGAACGAGCACUGGGAGCACUGGAGCCACCUCCCUCCCCUGGAGGAGCGUACCGAGUACCCCUACCAGAACAUCCGCACCAAGAACUUCCAGUGGGGUGACGGUGACAAGACCAUCUUCUGGAACGAGAAGGUUAACUACCACAACAAGGACAAGGUCGCUUAAGCACAUGCUAUGGAAUAUGGCGGUGGUUAGAAACGAUGUGACAAACAAUAGAAUACCCUCGACGAGGCAAACUUGUACUUCUUCCCUAGAGUUGAACUGAAACUAAAUAUAUUCCUUUGUCAGCAU